Microthlaspi erraticum is the source of this 594-nucleotide messenger RNA. The record is from the annotation of a GenBank genome assembly. NCBI's taxonomy places the organism in Eukaryota, Viridiplantae, Streptophyta, Magnoliopsida, Brassicales, Brassicaceae.
AUGGAGCAAAAAGAGUCAAAUCACCAAGUUCCCAAGUCUAGAGCACCAAAUCUACAUUUCUCGCUAAAGACCAAACCGGAGCAUCCGAAGUACGACCGCAUAUUCAUGCCUUCCCGACGUCCAAAAGUCAUGAUUCUUAUAUGGAAAGAUAGAUAUUUGAGUCAUGACCCGCGGCGAAGUGGAAAGAGGUCAUUUGGAUCACUCGUUGGACCGGAACUUAUUUUCUACCAAGACAUGUCCGACGAGCGCCUAAGUAGAGCCCAUGGAGACUUUGAUGGAUCAAGAGGCCCGGAUACCGCGCCCAAGGCCUUGGCUCAUCUUGACACUAGCAUAACUCAAUCCAGAAGCUUCCAUUGGCCUGAACGCGGCCCAUUCAAGAACUUGGAGAGCAAGCUCAAGCGGCUAAAGAGAAAUGGAAACUUUCCUCUUCUGCGCGCGCUCAACUUUGCCGACCUAGACCCGCUCUCUACCUAUAUAUACUUGCUUUUAGCCUCUUGUUCAAGGCAUCUGCUGAGAGAGUUGUGUCUACGUGAAGAGAAGGUGUUAGAGUUGCUGAGUCGUCGUUUCACUUCCGUUUCAGCCAAAAGAGACUAA